Molecule: messenger RNA, 2812 nt
Organism: Melopsittacus undulatus (budgerigar)
Lineage: Eukaryota; Metazoa; Chordata; Aves; Psittaciformes; Psittaculidae
Gene: NAA60
Product: N-alpha-acetyltransferase 60, NatF catalytic subunit
Exons: 7
Coding region: 143-871 (242 amino acids)
Biological process (GO): N-terminal peptidyl-methionine acetylation
Cellular component (GO): Golgi membrane
Molecular function (GO): histone acetyltransferase activity; protein-N-terminal amino-acid acetyltransferase activity
Source: RefSeq, a predicted model, not a curated record
CCUUGCUGCGCGGUGUCUGGGGAGAGGAAGCGCCCGCCGGUGUCCGCCAGCCCGCCGGUGCUGCCGCCGCACGGUAUGCGCUGACCCGCCCCGCCCGCCCGCGGAGCGCCCGCACGGCGCCCGCCGCCAGCCCGAGGCGUGAAUGACAGAGGAGGUGCCCCCCACUGCACUUACAGACGUAAACCUGCGUCUUCUCUGCCACAAUGACAUAGACACAGUGAAACAGCUCUGUGGUGACUGGUUCCCAAUAGAGUACCCUGACUCAUGGUACCGGGAUAUCACUUCCAACAAGAAGUUCUUUUCUCUCGCAGCCACUUAUAGAGGCUCCAUUGUGGGAAUGAUAGUGGCAGAGAUCAAGAGCAGGACAAAGGUUCAUAAAGAGGAUGGAGACAUCCUAGCUUCCAAUUUUCCUUUGGACACACAAGUUGCUUACAUCCUAAGUCUUGGAGUGGUGAAGGAAUUCAGGAAACAUGGAAUAGGUUCGCUUUUGCUUGAAAGUUUAAAAGACCAUAUAUCGACAACUGCCCAGGAUCACUGCAAAGCCAUCUACCUGCACGUCCUCACCACUAACAACACAGCAAUAACCUUCUAUGAAAACAGAGACUUUAAACAGCACCACUAUCUUCCCUAUUAUUAUUCCAUCAGAGGGGUCCUCAAAGAUGGCUUCACCUACGUCUUGUACAUCAAUGGUGGACAUCCACCAUGGACAAUCUUUGACUACCUGCAGCACAUUGGAUCAACGCUGGCCAGCCUGAGCCCAUGUUCAAUUCCCCAGAGGAUAUAUCGGCAGGCCCAGAGCCUUCUCUGCAGCCUUCUCCCUUGGUCAGGCAUUUCUGCCAAGAGCGGCAUUGAGUACAGCCGGACAAUGUGAUGGGAGCGGAAGGUACAGAAGGCAAAGGGAUUGUUCUUCCUUUCAUCUCCUGAACCAUCCGGCUCUGCAUUGGUGCCUGUGAUGAUGACAGCUCUUGAUCAGUGACCCAACCCCUGGACAGGACUCCUUGCUCCACAGGUUGACCGAGAUUUGGUAGACUUCACACUUGCGGGGCUGCAGCCCUGCCUUCCCCCAUGGCCUCGAGCCCUGGCUGUGCCCCGGCUGAGGGCCCUUUGCAUCACCACUCUGUGUGCAUGUUGCACUGUCCCUGCCACUUCCCUCGCCUCUGGGUUGCUCCUAUUUGUAUACGUGAUGUAGAGGGGUUCAGCUGCUUGCUUCCACACCAUGGCUACUGAAAGCAGGGGGAAUGAGGUUAAUGAAUCUGUGCUAACCAUGUAAAUGAACUGUAAGUGCCCUGGCAGGAUGUAGUCAUGCCCUUAUUUCCAGGGAAGGGGGAGCAGGAUGAGGGGAAGUGGGGAUCAUGUCUGGGUCCUGCCAGGUCAGGUGUUGGUGCUUCCUGCGGGUAACCUCCAGGGAGGGCAACUGCCUCGCAUGAAAAGCACCCAGCCCCACCAGCCCUCCAGAGUGGUUUACAAAGCAGCAUCUCAUUCAGGAUGCAUCGAGUAGAAGGCAGGGAAUUAAAUUGCUAUUUCAUAGUGAAAUAUAUAUAUAUUAUACUGUAUAGAUCUUUCUGCCUUUGUCCAAGUUGGAAUGUAGCAGGGGAGGGAAGCUAGGGUGUAGAACUGCUGCAGCCAGAGCCCUGCUCCUCCACUGCAUGCACCCCCCCUUGGCCCCGGGGCUGGACUAUGCAGGCUGCUUAGGGAUGAGAUCUGUGCACAGAUCACAGCAGCUUCUCCUUGCUGCUCAUUGUUGUGCUUCAGGCCAUGGUCUGGGCAUCCCCAGGGCAGUGUCAGCAGGCAGUCUCCUGGUGACUGUCCUGUGGUUGUCCAGCAGUGUCCUGGCUGCAGGAGCCUCCAUGGGCAGGCCAGCCUGGGGCUGGGUCUCAGCUCACUAGCAGUUAACAUCCAGCCUGUGCCCCUGGGCUGGCACUGCCCAUGGCUGUUCUGGUUGGUGUUGCUGGUCCCUCUUCUGGGAUCAGAGAGGUCUAACUCAAUCACUGACAGAAGGCAGAAAGGUUUCCAUGAGGAUGGUCAAGCUUGAAGCUGUUGGAGUCUGAGCUUGGAGACCUUCAAGCCCUGUGAAUCUGGGGCUGACCUUGCUGUGGGCCUUGCUCUGAGGGCAGAAGUCCCUUCCAACCCAUCCUCUGGCUCAGCAGGGCAAGCAGCUGGGUGCAGUUGCAGCAGCAGUCAGGCUGAGCAUGGCUCAAGGGAUGCAGUUCUGUAGCAGAGGACCCACAAUGGGGUAGGGAGCUGCAGCCUGAGCUGGAAGCUUCAGCUGAGGUACCUCUCUUCGGGGUUGUAGCUAGGGCACAGGAUGGGAGAGGAGCUCUGUUGCCAUGGCUGGGAUAGGCUGCGGGGGCUUUGGCUGUCCCCAGUGCUCCUCUUGCAUCCUGGCUGGGCCCCACUGCCAGGGCAGGCACCACUGUGACCCCCUUCAUUCCACAGUGCUUUCCAUGGGGAGACCUGAGGCACCCUUCCAGCCUUAUUUAUCUUGCCACGUUUUGGGGUUUUUUGCUCAUCCACAUUUUAGUUAAACAUGUCUGUUUGUUGAUUUGCGAGUUUCUUUAGGAGCUCAAGCCCCUGGCUUUCCUCAGCAUUUGCUUUCUCUGGACCAGAAGGCCUCUUUCUCUCCCGAUUCCCUGGCACUGUUCCCCACUCUCCCUGCUGCCCGUUAACCCAGCUCCGCUGCUGCAGUUCUUGGGCGCUCCCUGAGGGGAGCUGUUACUGCGCUGUGUCCUCUGCCACCCUGCCCCGAGGAGCGCCAUUGCUGUCCCCAUUGGCCUCUCUAAACGUCUUCAAUUAAACUAAGCCUCUUUCCUGA